Messenger RNA from Peromyscus eremicus (cactus mouse), 3579 nucleotides. It is a transcript of the gene Mrtfa, whose product is annotated as myocardin related transcription factor A. Gene Ontology annotation, biological process: smooth muscle cell differentiation. The record is from RefSeq and is a predicted model, not a curated record. NCBI's taxonomy places the organism in Eukaryota, Metazoa, Chordata, Mammalia, Rodentia, Cricetidae. The transcript is spliced from 15 exons. Bases 1 to 3426 code for a protein of 1141 amino acids.
AUGGGGACGUCAUCCAUCAUCCAUGCUCGAGUGCAACUUUGUGGUGGUCCCGUCCGCUGCUUUGAGGAUCAUCCGUGCUUUCUAAUGGAGCCGGCGGCGGCCGUGUCUGAGGUGUCCACGGCGGCCGGCGCGAGCGUCCCACCUUCCCCACCCCCUCGUUCCUGCUCGCCGCGCUCCCUCGGCUCGCGCCGACCUCUCCCCAUCUUCGUGCACCCUGACUGGUCCUUGAGCCUCGGGAGGAGACGCGAGCGGCUGGCACCGGAGCGGGGCGAUCCGCGGAGCCGGGGCCGGGAGGCGAACGAGGCGGUUGCCAUCACGAAAGCCAAGGUGGAUUUCUCCAGUGUGGUGUGCCUGCCCCCUUCCGUCAUUGCUGUGAAUGGGCUGGACGGAGGAGGGGCUGGUGAAAAUGAUGACGAACCUGUGCUCCUGUCCCUGUCUGCGGCCCCCAGCCCCCAGAGCGAAGCUGUUGCCAAUGAACUGCAGGAGCUGUCCCUGCAGCCCGAGCUGACCCUGGGCCUCCAUCCUGGCAGGAACCCUAAUUUGCCUCCACUUAGUGAACGGAAGAAUGUGCUGCAGUUGAAGCUCCAGCAGCGGCGGACCCGGGAGGAGCUGGUGAGCCAAGGGAUCAUGCCGCCUUUGAAAAGUCCAGCUGCAUUUCACGAGCAGAGAAGGAGCCUGGAGCGGGCCAGGACCGAGGAUUAUCUGAAGCGGAAGAUCCGUUCCCGGCCGGAGAGAUCAGAGCUGGUCAGAAUGCACAUUCUGGAAGAGACCUCGGCUGAGCCUUCUCUCCAGGCCAAGCAGCUGAAGCUGAAGAGAGCCAGGCUGGCUGACGACCUCAAUGAGAAGAUCGCACAGAGGCCUGGCCCCAUGGAGUUGGUGGAGAAGAACAUCUUGCCUGUGGAGUGCAGCCUGAAGGAAGCCAUCAUUGUGGGCCAGGUCAAUUACCCAAAGGUAGCAGACAGCUCCUCCUUUGACGAGGACAGCAGUGAUGCCUUAUCCCCGGAGCAGCCGGCCAGCCAUGAGUCCCAGGGUUCAGUGCCAUCACCCCUGGAGUCCCGAGUCAGCGAACCACUGCCCAGUGCCACCUCCACAUCACCCACUCAGGUUCUUUCUCAACUCCCAGUGGGUCCGGAUCCUGGAGAGACGCUUUUCCUGGCAGAGCAGCAUCCUCUGCCGCCCCCUCCUCUGCCGCCCCCCAGCCUCACCAAUGGAACCACCGUCCCCACUGCCAAGCCUGCCCCCACACUCAUUAAGCAAAGCCAACCCAAGUCCGCCAGUGAAAAGUCACAGCGCAGCAAGAAGGCCAAGGAGCUGAAGCCGAAGGUGAAGAAGCUCAAGUACCACCAGUACAUCCCCCCGGACCAGAAGCAGGACAAGGGGGCGCCCGCCAUGGACUCCUCCUACGCCAAGAUCCUGCAGCAGCAGCAGCUCUUCCUGCAGCUACAGAUCCUCAACCAGCAGCAGCAGCAGCAGCAGCAACAGCAACAGCAGCAGCACUACAACUACCAGGCCAUCCUGCCCGCCCCUCCCAAGCCAGCAGGAGAGACUCCAGGAGGCGGUGCCCCCGCCCCGUCACGCAGCCUCUCCAGCAGCAGCAGCUCCAGCUCGGGCACCCCAGGGCUCAAUGGGCUGGCACGCCAGAACAGCACCGCACUGGCCGGCAAACCAGGAGCCCUGCCGGCCAACCUGGAUGACAUGAAGGUGGCAGAGCUGAAGCAGGAGCUGAAGUUGCGGUCACUGCCCGUCUCGGGCACCAAGACGGAGCUGAUUGAGCGUCUGCGUGCCUACCAAGACCAAGUCAGCCCAGCUCCAGGAGCCUCCAAGGCCCCUGCUGCCACCUCUCUCCUGUCCAAGGCCGGUGAGGUAGUGGUCGCCUUCCCUGCGGCCCGGCUGGGCACAGCGCCAGCUCUUGUAACCGCAGGCCUGGCACCGGCUGAGAUGGUGGUGGCCACGGUGACCAGCAACGGCAUGGUGAAGUUUGGCAGCACGGGCUCCACACCCCCUGUGUCUCCCACCCCCUCAGAGCGGUCACUGCUCAGCACGGGGGAUGAGAAUUCCACACCGGGGGAUGCCUUCGGUGAAAUGGUGACGUCGCCGCUGACGCAGCUCACCCUGCAGGCCUCUCCACUGCAGAUCCUCGUGAAGGAGGAGGGCGCCCGGGCUGCGUCCUGCUGCCUGUGCCCUGGUGCACAGGCUGAGCUGGAGGGGCUGGACAAGGACCAGAUGCUGCAGGAGAAGGACAAGCAGAUUGAGGAGCUGACCCGAAUGCUCCAGCAGAAGCAGCAGCUGGUUGAGCUGCUGCGGCUGCAGCUGGAGCAGCAGCAGCGGGCCCAGCAGCCGGCCCCAGCCAGCAGCCCUGUGAAGCGGGAAAGUAGCUUCUCCAGCUGCCAGCUGGGCGGCCAGCCCCAGGGCUCCGGUUGUGCCUUUGGCCCUGGCCUGGUGGUUCCCACUACCAAUCAUGGAGAUGCUCCGGCCCCAGCCCCAGGGCCCCAGCCUGUGGUGGUGAAGCAGGAAGCCGGGCCACCUGAACCAGAUCUGGCCCCUGCCUCCCAGCUCUUGGGCCCACAGGGCACCAGCUUCCUCAAGAGGGUCACCCCUCCUACUCUGGUCACUGACUCUACAGGGACUCACCUCAUCCUCACUGUGACCAAUAAGAGCGCAGAUGGCCCUGGCCUGCCCACUGGGAGCCCCCGGCAGCCCCUGUCCCAGCCUGGUUCUCCAGCCCCUGGCCCGCCUGCGCAGAUGGACCUGGAGCACCCGCCUCAGCCCUCGUUUGCAGCCCCCACAUCUCUGCUGAAGAAGGAGCCGCCCGGGUAUGAGGAGACUGUGAGUCAGCAGCCGAAGCAGCAGGAAAAUGGGUCCUCCAGUCAGCAGAUGGACGAUCUGUUCGAUAUUCUUAUUCAGAGUGGAGAGAUUUCAGCAUAUUUCAAGGAACCACCAUCCCUACCAGGCAAGGAGAAACCACCGCCAGCAGCAGCCUGUGGGUCCCUGCUGACACCACAACCCUCGCCUUCCAAUGAACUCCCCCAGGCUGCUCCUCCACCUGGCUCCCCCACACUCCCAGGGCGCCUGGAGGACUUCCUGGAAAGCAGCACGGGGCUGCCCCUGCUGACAAGUGGGCACGAAGGGCCAGAGCCCCUCUCCCUCAUUGACGACCUCCACAGCCAGAUGCUGAGCAGCUCUGCCAUCCUGGACCACCCCCCAUCACCCAUGGACACCUCUGAAUUGCACUUUGCUCCUGAGCCCAGCAGUGGUAUGGGCCUGGACCUGGCUGAUGGCCACCUGGACAGCAUGGACUGGCUGGAGCUGUCAUCUGGCGGCCCUGUGCUCAGCCUGGCUCCCCUCAGCACUGCAGCCCCCAGCCUCUUCUCCACAGACUUCCUGGAUGGCCACGACUUGCAGCUCCACUGGGAUUCCUGCUUGUAGCCCUCUGACUCCAGACAUAGGCUAGGGAAGGGUCUGAAGUUGGGGAGCCACAGAACCAUAGCCAGUGUGUGCUCCCUGUGACUGUGAGCCUUGACAAUCACAGACCCUGGAGGCUGCAGCGGAGACCCUACCCCUGGCUCAGACUCACCCAGG